This is a messenger RNA of Durusdinium trenchii, 4416 nucleotides long. Lineage: Eukaryota; Dinophyceae; Suessiales; Symbiodiniaceae. The record is from the annotation of a GenBank genome assembly.
AUGGCCGAAGGUGUUCGCCGAUGGCAUUCGGCGGUUGAACGAAUGGUGGAUGAGCCCUGGCGUGGGCGAAUCAAGGCUUUCCUGCAAGAUCACCAUGCGGCUGCCCACUUGCUUCGGCGAGAGGGGAAGGUGAUCGUGUCGGGAUUGGUUGCGCUGGCUACUGAUGCUGCACUGGAAGUGGAUCCAUAUGAGUUCAAUCCUGGAAGAGGGUAUGUCGUGCCUACCAAGGGAUUGCCGCGUGUGCGGUUGAUGGUGCCUGAGUUGGGCAACAGAGCCACUACUCCUGCUAUUGGAGACCAUGUCACAUGCAUUGGCACACAGCUGGCUGAUGAUCAGUGGGAGGCGCUCACAUUGGGGAUGGAUACUGUGAUCGUCUUCCGCCCGAAGUUUGUUGCCUCUGAACCACUGCACAUUGUGCGCCUGUUUGCGGGAGCGUAUGGGGGCUGGACCCGAGCAGCACACUGGCUAUCUACAGUGUUGCCAGAUCUCCAGGUCGGCCAUGAACUCUUUGUGGACAACGACGAGCGAAUCAUGGAGGUUUGGAGCACUCAGCACGGCAUUCCCCAUCGCUGUGGACGCACGCCUGGCUCCAUCACUGUUGAUUUGACAUUGAAAGCUGGUGUAUGCACAGGAGUGGACGACACGACGAUCCCUUUGACCACAGUCGAGGUGCUGAACCUGAGGCUUGUUCGGCAAGCCUGGGAUGCCCGGCUCACCAGCCACAAUGCCCUGGUUCAGGUCUUUGAGCGGUGGUUGACCAUUGCUAAGGUCUUGUCUGACAUUCCGAUUGUUGAUGCACUUGCCAUCACCUCGCAGAUUUCGUGCUCGGUGUGGACUUCUCCUCUCCUGUUGAUCCGGCCUGCUGGACACUCCGUCAUUGUUGUGCCCAAGCAGAUCUCCAGAUCCACGCCCAUCGUCACCAACGAAGGCGACUUUCAAAUCGCCAACCACAACAACCAGCCGUGUACAAUGGGCGACAUUCACCUUGCCAAUGGUGACUGGCUCCUCAUCGAGCCAAUACCCAAACCUGUUGCAGCUGGUGGCCAUCACAGAUGGACAACCAAUCCGGAGACACUUGCUCGUGGAGCUUCGUUCACCAGCAGGAUCAGUUUCUGCAUCAACACUCAUGGGUGGGCAGCCUCAGACGAGAUUCAUGCUGCUAUGAUGUGGCUUCUUGCUCGCUUUCCGGAAACCAUUGCUGAGUUCAAUGUACUCUGUUGGCGCUCUAGCGAACAUGAAUUCAAUGAUGAGCUGUACGGUGAGCCAAGGUUCGCUGACAAUGGGCGAACGGUUACAGCACUGCUUGUUGACAACCACUGGGCAGCAAUUGAGAUCAAUCGAAUUGGGACCCAUACGCAAAUUCAUGUCUUUGGACUCGGUGCUGGACUGGCUCAACGGGCGCUGCUCAUCAUGUGCAGAUGCAUUGAUGUUGCACCUCAUCGUGUUCAACAGCACAUUCACUCGGCCAUGCCGCCAGAACACUUAUGUGGAUGGUUCUUGCUACAAAGAUACUACACGCUUUGCCGGGCACUGCACCAGCUUCCUGAAUACUUUGACCUCUUCAAUGACCUACCACCAUUUCGACGAGCUGAGAUUCGUGAGGCUUGGGAAUCAAGUCAAGAAGAAUGGAGGAGGGCUGGAGCUUCAGACAACCUCAUUCUCUUUGCGACCACGCUCCGAACACAUUUUCUUGUGCGUUUGGCUGCCACCGCGACAGAGACCUCAUCAGUUGUCAACGUGCCCCUGCAUGUCGAGUUCCCUGCUCAAGCACCACCUACUGCAAGACCACCUUCUGCAACGCAUGAUGCAGUUGAUCCACACAGGACUACCACUGCUACGCUUGCCAAUUCAACUGCCGUUGAUGUUCAGCAUUGCCCAGUUGAGCAACCUGACAGGAUUCGAUCUCGCCUGUUGGAGUGCUUUCACCGACCAGGAUGGCUCUCCUCUGACACUUUGGACCAUGCGUUGGACUUCUUGCGUUGGCAUCACUUUCACAUUUGCUUCUGCCCACCUGCUCUUUGGCAUUCGGACACUCAGAGCCUUCACUUCUUUGCUGGUCUUGAUAGUCUGCAUGACACUUUUGGUCACCUCUUUCUGUUUGUGCUCUGGAACGACCACUGGAUCUUGCUCGAGGUGCAUGUUCAUGAGUGGGAAGCCAGCAUACAGACCGUUGGCCCUGUUGAGAUCCUGCCUGCGUUGCGCCGCAUUGUCACUGCUGCGUGCCAACUCCUGCGUCUACACAACAUUGUCAUCAAUAGUGCAGCCACUCAUUUUGACACCGCAGUCGGUCUUUGUGGUUGGUCUCUCCUUCGCACACUAUUCCGCCGUUUUCAGGUCACCUUUCCUCCUUUGGGCCAACCCUGGCUUGCGGCUUUGCGGGUGCACAGGCAUCACAAUCUAAUCCGACAGGUCCAAGUUACUGAGGCACGUGCUUGGGAAGCCAAUGGUGAUCAUGACCUGCUUCAAUUUGCUUCAGCUGCGGUCUUGGACUUUCUGAUCAGGAUUGUUCAGAAUCGUUUCCCUGAUGAGCGUGCCACGGGAGGCGCAUUGACUGAUGCCACUGGAUCGCCUUUAUCGGUGCUUCAAUUUGGCAGUGAAGAGCCUUCCUCUCCUCAACAGAGGGUUCUUGCCCGCCUUGCCCUCUUUGACCUUCACCCUGGGCGGCUCUUUUCUGACACGGCUGAUUACAUCCUGGAUUUCCUGCGUGAGGCGGACCCUGACACUGUUUACCUUCCUCCCACGCAAUGGAAUUCUGAUGGUGUAACCUCCUUCAACGAUCUGUGUGCGCCGCUCUCCGUUGCACAGAAGUGCAUAGGCCUCCUUCUCUGGGACCACCACUGGAUCCUGUGCGAGUUUCAGUCAACAGUGUGCGCUCAAUGGCUCUUCCUGACGGGGCCUCCUGAAUUACGCCCUGUUGCUGUUCAAUGUGCAAAUGCCCUGUGCCAGCACCUUGCCAUUGCACCAACACCUCAUGUUGUGUGUCGUGACUUCUCUGCUGAUCCUCACCUCUGUGGAUGGACUUUGCUCUGGCUGUGUUUUGAAAAAGUUGGCAUCCAGGUUCACUAUCCUGGACCGCUGCAGGAGGCUUCCUUUCUCCGCAGUGUGCACCAUGUAGACAUACAAAGAGUUCUCACCAACGCGGCCACAGCGUGGCAACAGCCCACCAUGCACCAAGCUGCAUUCUUUGCAAUGCGGUUACUCCCUUGGCACAUCCUCCAAGUGCUCCAAGGCCGAUUCCCAGCCCACCAAGCAGCUGGAGGAGCAGGUGAAGCCAAGGCUGCUGCCAAACCCAAGAACAGUCAACAGACUGGCACUGAUCCCCUCAUGAAGCAUGACCCCUGGGCCAAAGCUGCGGCUGCCUCCUCUAGGUGGGAGGACCUCAAAUUGGAAGACAAGCACCCGUUCCAGGACAGCAAAGGGGAGCAACUCAUCCAGUUCCACAGACUGCAAACCACGCCGUCCACCAAGGGAGUUGUCCUUGUAUCCGUGUACGGAUUCCGGCGCAACAAACACACAACCUCGACACGUGAAGAUGACCAGUUACAGGUGAUUGCCAAACUGCCAAGUGCGGCUCGACAGCCACUGCUCACAGUCAGUGGGCACCAAGGUAUCCUCCUGCGUGAUUUCCUUGAUGCAGGUUCUCAGCCGAUUGACACGUCUGUCAUCCCGAAGUUUUGGGAGGUAAGCGUGAGAGGCCUGAGGGAACUCAACAUUGGCAUUGAUGGGGUCAAGGGAGUUGCUGGAGCCAUCCUCACCCGAAGAGGAUUAGCUAUCAGGGCAUGGACCACACACAUCGCUGAAGUGCGACGCAACAUGCUGCCCAAUGAUUCCCGCCUGAACGAUACCAACAUGGGAGUGGUACCCCGCUUCAUGAUGGAUGCUUCCGGCUGGCCACCAGGGGCCUGCCCAGGUGACGUCAUUGAGUCCGUCACCAAAGCCGUCAGCCAACCUCCAAUUCCAACCAGAACAUUCCGUUCUGCGGGUGUUCACACUUGGCAGUUGGGAUUCCAAUCGUUGCCCGAUAUCCAGACCUUCACAGUCAAGAUCAACGGAGCUCUUCACCAAAUCCUGUUAACACCUACCCCUCACAAUGUCAAAGGAGGAGGGAAGGGCAAACAGAGGCAACCUAAGAAAGCCAGUGCCAAAGAGGACAACCAUGGGGCACCAACGGCCACGAUCGCCACAGCCACGGCUCACCAGGACAAGAAGAGGAUUGACCAGCUUGAGACUCGCUUUGAGUCGUUGCAGAAGCAGGUAUCGGGCAUUGAAAACAAACAGACCACACUUGAGAGCAAACUUGACCAGCGCUUCAAUGACAUCGGUGAUACCUUGCGACAAUUGGUGCAACUCAGCACCACUAGAACCCAUGAACCUUGCGGCGAGUCACCGCCGCCUAAAACUCAGCGAACUCUGUGA